GCUAAGGCUAAGCAAAAACGGCAUAAUUAGCUGAUGGGGAUACAGCAAGGGAGAGAUGACAGGGUGAAGUUGUACCCAAUGACCUCCCCUCCCUACAACUGGAUCUGUCACUUGAACAUCGACAACAAGUACGGUGCAACUGGCUUCAAGAUCAAUCUACCGCAUGUCAACAACUACACCGUUGUUGUCACCGCUGCACACAACUUAUGGAUAGAUGGUUCCUAUGCCAACAAAGUCAAGUUGAAAUAUCCAAGAAAGGCUGAAGUAGUUGAAGCAAUUGCAAAAAACUUGUAUGUACCACCGGAAUAUAAAAACCCAGACGAUACUCCAGACUACGAUUAUGGCCUGAUAUUCUAUCUGGAUCAUGAAAGCUGCAACGAUGGAUUCGGUUGGACGACUGAAAUAAAAGACGAAGAACUACUUGGACGUAUUGUGACCAUUUGCGGGUAUACAGGCGAUAAACAGAACAGAAGUAUGUGGAUCACAGGAACAGAAAUAACGAAGGUCCACCCAUUUCGUAUCGAAUACUUGACCGACACAAAGGAAGGGCAGAGUGGGAGCCCGAUAUACACCUGGUACCAUGGCUACUGGACAGUCGUUGGUGUUCACACUUACGGAGCUGUCGAAUACAACUUUGGUCGACGCUUUGGCUUGCAAAUGAUCUCUAGAUUCGUUAAAAAAAUGAACUGCCUGAAAGCACUUCAAUCCGUGGCAUUUCCAGACGUUUAUCUUCGUUGUUAUAAAAGAAAAGAGUCGUUUGAUGGGGAAAAAAUCAAUUGCCAAUACCUUAAACCAGGUGAUUUAGGGAAAUUUUAUAUCUACCCCGUGUACAUGCCACCGUCCUUAGCCCACGUCGAUAUCCUUCCAAAAUGUGUCAUUGAAAGUGCAAAUACUGAAGACUUGUUCCUUCAUCUGGAGAGCGAGGGAAUGACGCAAAAUGAUAAAUACGUUGGGGGUGGCAAAGUGUAUAGCAGUGUGUGCGAGGAUAGCAAGGUCAAUGAGACAGAAAUGUUUUAUCUGAGAAAAGAAACAAGAGAAGACGCUGUUUACUCAUUCAUAAGCGUGGCAUACCCGACUUGCCGCAUACGAGUAGACGGCAGAAAUGUGAGAAAUGAGCCUAAUGGUUCUGGAAAAGUCAACUGCCAGUACUACGCUCUAAACAAGAGCACAGGGCCGUAUUUUGAAGGUUUGGAAACAACUUACAAAAGUGCUGAAGAUGAGGAACGGAUUCAGAUGUUGAUUAAGUGACUGUAUACUACAUGUACAUGUGUACGUAGUAUGAUACUGUAGUUAUACAACUUCUGUGUAGUAUGCUGAAAGCAUAUUAUAAGCUUUGAUAUUCUCUACGUAAUAAUUAUAGUUAGACACUGUUUAGAAAGUUUCUACAUGAUUUAGAAGCCCAAAGGGCUGGUUGUAGUAUCCCGAACGUAGUGAGGGUUCUACUAGCCCUGAGGACUUCUAAAUCAUGUGUAAACUAUAGCAACCAUAAGUCUCUAGCCAAUCAGAUUUAAAUGUUCUAAUCUAGUCUUUGUUACAUGAUUUUCUA
Halichondria panicea is the source of this 1546-nucleotide messenger RNA. RefSeq lists its product as uncharacterized. Gene Ontology annotation, molecular function: serine-type peptidase activity; DNA binding; site-specific DNA-methyltransferase (cytosine-N4-specific) activity. Gene Ontology annotation, biological process: proteolysis. Bases 34 to 1248 code for a protein of 404 amino acids. NCBI's taxonomy places the organism in Eukaryota, Metazoa, Porifera, Demospongiae, Suberitida, Halichondriidae. The transcript has a single exon. The record is from RefSeq and is a predicted model, not a curated record.